AUGACGAAGGGUUUUCCAUCAACCACAUUGGGAUUGGUUCUACUGCGAUUUGGUGAAGCACCGUGGGAGGAAGGAUUGAGUGUGAUCAACGACUUUCGUGGAGGUGAGACAAAGGAUUUUGAAUCUGCAGCGAUGAAGUGGUUUUGUUUUUUUGUUUUGCAUACUUUCGGUCCGGGUCCGGGUCAGAUGUUUUGGGCUCAGUGGCAUGAACGGUGUGAUGUGGAGAGUGGUGAGCAGAGGCACUUCGUUGAUUUUCCAUUCGAAGAAACGGAGUGCUCUCUCCGUCCCUGUUCGUGCGUUUUCUGCUCCUACCGGUCUCUAUGGCUUCCCUCAUUUGAAGACCGCAAAAGGCUUUCAAUCCUUCGUCGACGAAGCCAUUCAAAGCCAGCUGCUGAAGUGAUGCGAGCAAUGGAUGAGAUUUCUGACACUGUAUGCUCUGUUGUUGACUCUGCUGAAUUGUGUAGGCAUACCCACCCUGACAGGUUCUCUUCUUGUUACCAUUAUUAUUAUUAUUAUUAG
This is a messenger RNA of Vigna unguiculata (cowpea), 519 nucleotides long. Lineage: Eukaryota; Viridiplantae; Streptophyta; Magnoliopsida; Fabales; Fabaceae. The record is from RefSeq and is a predicted model, not a curated record.